Molecule: messenger RNA, 6472 nt
Organism: Ctenopharyngodon idella (grass carp)
Lineage: Eukaryota; Metazoa; Chordata; Actinopteri; Cypriniformes; Xenocyprididae
Gene: adamts15b
Product: A disintegrin and metalloproteinase with thrombospondin motifs 15
Exons: 8
Coding region: 2264-5095 (943 amino acids)
Biological process (GO): extracellular matrix organization; proteolysis
Cellular component (GO): extracellular matrix
Molecular function (GO): metalloendopeptidase activity
Source: RefSeq, a predicted model, not a curated record
UCGCUUCAUUCAUGUUUUGUUCUGAUUGAACCAGUUUAUAGAUAUUCUCUGACUCAGACACCAGAGGGCGACGAUGAUUUAAAUGAGGUAGAAAUAAGUUGAAAAAAUUCACGACAGGCUAGAUAUUACGUUAAAAUGUAGGCCUAUUUAAAUCUUUUAAAGAUAAUCUGUAUCAUUGCAGUACUUCAACUGUUCCUCUUUGCACCAGUGUGCCUAAUGUACCUAUUAAGAUUAAGAUUUUGUAAACCAUUUUUGUUCCAUUAUCUGUAUUGUAAGAUUACAAAAGAACAUUUGAAUUCCAAAUGCAUUUAUUGGCAUUGAAUUCUACCAAAUGGUUUACAAUAAAUUACCUUUUUAUGAGCAUUUUUUUGUUUACUAAUCUAGGCAUACCUAUCGAGAGUGGACAUUUAAAAAAAUACACAAAACGUCAUAAAAACGAGACAUUCACUGGUUUAUAGCAUAAAGAGAAGUCCAUUCUCUACAAGCCCCAAGCAAGAUUAUACAGAAUCUGUAUGGCAUUUAGGUCAGCAAUGACUGAGGGUCACAAACGUCAGGAAAGGUCCUGAUGUGCAUUCUUAAAGCAGCAAACCAAUGGAGCUUUUCCAAUAACCAGACAGGCUAGUGCAUAGAAUCACUAUAUCAAAUGUGACUUAUUCCACUGUAGGCAAGGGCAAAGAAGCUGUAAUGUUCUAUAUGUGGAUCAUUUGGCAGUUCAUGCAAGAGUUCACAGUAGGUGUCAUAAUGGACAGUCAUCUACGGUUUGUGCUGCUUCCAAAGAGCUUUCAAAGCCCUGUCAUGACCACAUGUGUGGAGAUCAACUGAUAAGAGAAGGUCGAGGGAAAUUUGAAAGAGCAUCCAGCAGCAGUACACAAACUUGCAGAGCCUGAAAUUACAAAUAUAAAAAUAUGCAAAUUUUGGAUUCACUCAAUGGUGGAUGUGAUUGGUUUAUAUGGAUUCUAGUAACAAAUGAUACAAAUGAAGCACCACUUAAGGGAAUCCAUGAUGGCUAAAAUGAGGAAAGACUGUAGGCUACAUGCUCAGGUGACACUGCAAAAAUGUUUAACUACCCUAUUUGCAUAGCUAAUUAUUCAGUUCGUUGCAUUUGUUAAGAGUUGCAACAAUAUUGUUUAUGAACAAAAUUGUUGAGGACUUUUAUUUGUAUUCUUUCUUACUGUCAAAUGGCAAUAAAAAUAGUCUCAACUUUAUCUAUUCAAAAAUGUUGGCUAAUUUAUUCAAAUUUUAUGCAAUAUUAUAUCCAUUAAAGCAGCACUCCGUUAAAUAUUGUAGUUAAAAUCAAAAUGCCAUUGAGCAAGCACAUUAAAAAUGGUUGUCAAGCAGUGUUCUUACCCUAUUGCACUAGGGCAGGCCUAAAAUUUAAAUUUAAAUUUUGAGAAAUCGGGUCGGAUUGCGCGGGAAAUUGUAGUCUUAUGUCAUUGCGUUAACUUCAUGUCCGUAAACACAGACAAGAUCCGUGUAUGAAGUUUGUUCUUGUUACGUAUAAUUUGAACUAGUCAACUAACCUACAGCAGCAUAAUGAGCAGUUCUACAUGCACCAUAAAAAUACUUCUUUCCAAAAAAUUACUCUUAUAAAACACACCUGAAUACAGGUAUUAAAAUUAAACGGAUAUCAAACAGACACUUCUGUCCCUCAUGUAGCGUUCAAUUGGAGUCUCGUUUGAAUCUUUGUUCAUUACCUUCGUUAAUUAUUAAGCAUGCUCUUAUGGUAUAGUAUUUGAAAUGACUGUAGAAAAACAAACACAUGUAUUUUAUUUUCUAAGACAUUUUAUGAAAAUGUUAUUAUGGUUUUUAUUGUAUUUUUAGUAUAUUUUUUAAUAAAAAGCUUAAAAAAAAUAGUAAUUAAAAAUAAUUUAUUUAUCAAAAACAAGCCCGUUUACACAGUUCCCUCAAAGUCAUUUGCCAAGUAUUCUACACCUCUGACAGGCAUUUCUAUAGAGUGGGAGGUAACCUCUGAAGCGCGCCUGGCUUGAUGCUCAUAUUUAGAGAGCCAUAAGUGUCUGCGGUGUUCAACAUGAAACAUGAGCUCUCAUCUGAACCUCCCAAAAACUUAUAUUACAACCUGCAAUGUUUACAUAUGACGCAAAAGAAUAAAAGAGAGACAGCCGGUUUCACAGAGAGAAGCACCAUGGCGAUGGAUGGCGAUUGUGGCAAUGCCUAAUUCAUAUGACGGAUGUACAGAACCAUGACCGAGAGCAUCACGGUGUGAUUUACACUUUGAGGGAUUUAUAAAUCACCAACAACAACGAUGUCGAUUUUCCCCGUUGUUUUGUUUUGUCACUUGCAUAUGCUUUUUUUAACGAAAAUAUACCUCUGUAUGGAAACUGAUUUUUGUGAACCUGUUCGACUUGACGGUGAAAAUUUCACAAGUCAUGACAAACUGAACAAAGAACUAGUUGUUUACAGAAUAAACGCUUUUAAUCAGGAAUUGUAUCUUAAUCUUCUGCCUGACUCAAGUUUUCUGGCUCCUGACGGCACAUUUCAAUAUGACACCUCAUCUUCAAACGCUUUUGCAGGACCUGCUUUUAGAAGAUGCUUUUACUCCGGUGAUGUUAAUGCAGACAGGAAUUCAUACGCAGCUCUCAGUGUCUGUGGAGGUGUCCGAGGAGCGUUUUCUUAUAACGGGAUGGAGUACCUCAUAGAGCGGAGGUCGACCAACACAGCACCAGGACUGAUCUCAGAUGAUGCUGAUAAAACGCACAUCAUCCGCAGGAGAAGACAUCUGCACGCUCCGAACUCAACAUCUCGGUGCGGAGUUACAUCUGGUUUAAACCCGGGCGUUGUGCAGUCGUUAGAAAAGUACAAACAUGUGAAGGGACAUACAAGGAACUUCACAGAAACUUUGUUGAAAAGCAUGAGCAGAUCGAAAAGAUUCGCCUCUAUACCGAGAUACGUAGAGGUUCUGGUUGUUGCUGAUGAGUCUAUGGCAAAAUUCCACGGUGACGACCUGAAGCAUUACCUUUUGACUCUCAUGUCUGUCACUGCAAAGCUGUACAAACACCACAGUAUCUUGAACGCCAUCAGUAUUGUGGUUGUAAAGCUUAUGGUGAUUAAUGAGGCAGAAAAAGGACCCAAAGUAUCCAGUAACGCGGCACUAACCCUGCGCAAUUUCUGCACCUGGCAGAAGAAGCUGAAUAAGAUCAACGACAAAAACCCAGAGUAUUGGGACACAGCUAUUUUAUUUACAAAGCAGGACCUGUGUGGGGCCACCACAUGUGACACUCUGGGAAUGGCUGAUGUAGGCACCAUGUGUGAUCCUAAGAGGAGCUGCUCAGUUAUUGAAGAUGAUGGUCUCCCCUCUGCCUUCACCACUGCACAUGAACUAGGUCAUGUCUUCAGUAUGCCACAUGACAACGUGAAGGCUUGUGAGGAGGUGUUUGGAAAGUUGAGGGACAACCAUAUGAUGUCUCCCACACUGAUCCAGAUUGACCACAACAUGCCAUGGUCUGUCUGCAGUGCUGCCAUCAUCACAGACUUCCUGGAUUCUGGCCAUGGUGACUGUCUGCUUGAUCAGCCCCAAAAGCUACUGGCUCUUCCAGAGGACCCUCCGGGUGUCAGCUACUCGCUCAGCCGUCAGUGCGAGCUGGCCUUCGGCUCAGGAUCUAAGCCUUGCCCGUAUAUGCAGGCCUGCUCCAAACUGUGGUGCACUGGGAAAGCUAAAGGACAGCUGGUGUGCCAGACUCGCCACUUUCCCUGGGCUGACGGUACUACCUGUGGAAGCAACAAGCUGUGCUACCGGGGGAUUUGUACUGAUAAGCAAAAUACUACCAAAGACAAGGUAGACGGCCGUUGGGGUCGAUGGGGUCUGUAUGGUCCAUGUUCCCGUAUGUGUGGGGGAGGGGUGCAGCUCGCCAAAAGGGACUGUAACAACCCCGUCCCUGAAAACGGGGGCAAGUACUGCCAAGGACUGAGAGUGAAGUAUCGCUCCUGCAACUUAGAGCCUUGUAAAGAUUCAGGAAAGAGCUUUCGAGAGGAGCAGUGUGAGUCGUUCAAUGGCAUUAGUCUGAACACUAACAGACUGAGUCCGUCUGUAGUCUGGGUCCCGAAAUACUCUGGAGUCUCUGUUAAGGACAGAUGCAAGCUCAUUUGCCGAGCCAAUGGCACUGGAUACUUCUAUGUCCUUGCGCCGAAGGUGGUGGACGGAACCCCUUGUUCUCCUGAUACCUCAGCGGUCUGUGUUCAAGGAAAGUGCAUCAAAGCUGGCUGUGAUGGCAAACUGAGCUCCAACAUGAAGUUUGACAAGUGUGGUGUGUGUGGUGGUGACAACCAAAACUGCAAGAAAGUCUCUGGAAUGUUCACAAAACCCAUGCAUGGAUAUAACUUUGUGGUGACUCUACCGGUUGGAGCUGCAAAUGUGGACGUAAGGCAGCGCGGUUACCGCGGUUUGAUUAACGAUGACAACUAUUUAGCAGUAAAGAAUGCCCAAGGCAAAUAUCUGCUGAAUGGAAACUUUGUGGUUUCAGCGGUAGAAAAAGACAUUAUCGUAAAGGGAAGUUUGCUGCGCUACAGUGGAACUGGCACAUCGGUGGAGACGCUGCAGGCCACUAGACCUCUCAAAGAGUCUCUCACUGUGGAACUGUUGUCGGUGGGUAAAAUGACACCGCCUCGCGUGCGCUACUCCUACUACCUGACUGUGGGAAAUAAGGAGGGCAAGAUCUUAAAGAAGGAGGAGAGGAACCCCACGCAUAACAGCGUGCUGGAAGACAGCAAUAAAGUGGAACUGAAGAAGCCGGCCUAUCAGACGCCAUCUUAUAAGUGGGUAGCGGUGGAUUGGAAUAAGUGUUCAGUUACCUGUGGGAACGGGGUCCAAAGUAGAUUGAUACAGUGUUUGGACUCAUAUGGGGAAACAGCCACACAUUGUGACAGCACUCAAAGGCCUAGUACCAUGAGGGUGUGUGGUGACCCUUGCCCAACGUGGAGCAUCGGCGAAUGGUCCUCAUGCUCUAAAACCUGCGGGAAAGGCUAUAAGAGACGCCCACUACGAUGCAUCACUCAGACUGGGCUGCUUUUACCUAGAGACCACUGCUCAAGUAAAAGAAAGCCACAGGAACUGGACUUUUGCACCAUUCGGCCCUGCUAGUGACCCAUUCUGUGUGUUCUGGGACCCAUUUUAUGGAGCCAAAGCAAAAGCAGUGAACUUUUUACUUGUGCAUCCUGUGGUGCCUCACUCUUUGUAAUGGGAAUAUUGUCAUGAAAUAAAGACAAAUGAUGUCUUUUACCAAGCUGAUGAGAAAUUUUACCAUGUUACAUUUUUAGGUAUAGUUGGAUAUCACCUACCUCGAAAAGGACGGUGUUUUAAAGCAACCAAAUAACACAGACCACUUACAGUUGUAAAAUGUUAUGUUAUGGCAUUAACUGUCACAAAAACAGACUUUUACAGCAUUUCCUCUGCAUGUGGUUUGUCGAUAAAGUGAAGAUAUCAGAUUUGAGGCAAAAGUGUUUGAGUUUGUAUUCAGACUUUAUAUACAUGUGAAUAACUUGAUCUAAAUGUGAAGCAUAUUGUAUGCCAAAAUAGGGCAUCUUGGUCCAUGCACUAUUGAUCAUUUGUAUUCGUAUAUUAAGAUGAGCUAGUCAGUAGAUUAAAGCAUUCCUAAUCAUUAAAGGUUCAACAAGCAGAAUUUAGGAUUACAUUCAAGUUUAGAGAAGACAAAACAAUGUCGCCAAAAGUACGAUUUUAGUUUGGGUUUAAUAAAAGUAAUCAGUAUCGCACCCUGUCAUUUUGGGCAGAUCCUAAACUAAUAUUUACAUUAAUAAAAUAAAUAAUGUUAAUGUUUAAUAAAAUAGUACUGUACACAAAGGGAUGGCAAUAAACUUUAUCAGUUCAGUUAUCUAUAUAAGUGUACCAUAAGAAAGUCUUUGAGUCUCGUAAAACUGAACUCUGCUAAAAGACACUGAUGCAAAUAUUGUACCAAGGCUUCCCUACAAGUACUAAAUCCAGUUUUGAUUAUGGGUGAAUACAUGUUAAGUGGGACACUUUCUAAAAUAUGAUGCCAAAUGGCUGAACCUCGUAUUCCAUUUUAAACAGCUAAACUGUCUACAGUAUACAGAGGUGAAAAAAGAAGAAAUAUUAAACAUAAAAAUACAAGUGUCUUAUUUUGCCUGUAUUCACACUACACAUGCAGCUGCUAUGGCCACUGUGAUUUUAGUAAAGUCACCAUGUUUCUUGGAUGGAAAAGCAAGUGUUUUAUUGUAAAUGAAUUAGAUGUAUUCUCUGCUGGAUUUAUGAAGAUACUUUGUCAUUUGUGCAAACAACCCAUGUAAACCAGAUGUUGUUGCUGAGAGCAUUUCAUUAAUUUAAAAGGUGCUCCCUUGUUUCAUUUUGGGUUUUUCUUUCUCUCAUCUUUUGAUGUUAAUACAGCAAAAGGCACUUAUGUUUUUUAUUGGAAUUUGUUGUAUACUAUGUAUACAUCCAUCAACUGUGCACAAAUAAAUACAGAAAUUACAUGAAAUGUUUAAA